AUGGAUACCAAUAUUCAAGUUCUUCACAUGAAUGGCGGGGAAGGAGAGACCAGCUAUGCAAAGAAUUCAGACGUACAGAGGAAGAUAAUGAGCUAUGAAAACCCUAGUAUUGAGGAAGCAGUAAACGACAUUUUGUGCAAGAAUUUCCCGGAGAGCAUGGGCAUUGCAGAUCUAGGCUGUUCAUCGGGGCCUAACACUUUAAUGUUCAUAUCAAAAGUCAUAGACUUGGUAACCUACAAAAGUGUUACAAUGGGUAAUUCGCUCCCAAAGUUGAGGAUUUCUCUUAAUGAUCUUCCAGGCAAUGACUUCAACAAUAUAUCCGCGUCAUUGCCGGCAUUCUACCAGAAGCAGGAAGAAGAGAAGGGUAAAGGUUUCCGGAACAAUUGUUUCAUAGCAUGCAUGGCAGGUUCGUUUUAUGGAAGGCUGUUUCCUAAGAAGAGUCUGCAUUUUGUUCACUCUUCCACAAGUCUUCAUUGGCUAUCUCAGGCAGUUUUACAAAUAUUUAAAAUCCCAAGUGAAACAAAAAUAAUGAUUCGGAGAGUUUUAUACAUGUCUGUAACUUAUAAAGCUACCAUAUUUAUGAUGCUACUAUAA
Messenger RNA from Coffea eugenioides, 594 nucleotides. Its product is annotated as jasmonate O-methyltransferase-like. The coding region runs from base 1 to 594 and encodes 197 amino acids. Gene Ontology annotation, biological process: methylation. Gene Ontology annotation, molecular function: S-adenosylmethionine-dependent methyltransferase activity. The transcript is spliced from 3 exons. The record is from RefSeq and is a predicted model, not a curated record. Lineage: Eukaryota; Viridiplantae; Streptophyta; Magnoliopsida; Gentianales; Rubiaceae.